CGGUGCGGGGCCGGGCUGGGCGGCCGGCCCCCGUGGAGGUUGGCCCUCCUCUUCCUCAGCCCGGCGCGGCUGCCGGCGGGGGGCUGGCAGCUGUCUUUCUCCACAACCUGCGCGAGGUGGUCAAAGAACAGGCGGCUGAGGCAAAAGAGAGUCAUUUCGGAAAGGAAACUGACACGCUAUUUCGUGGAUCACCGGAAAGUGCGUGUGGUUGGAGGACGAGGAGGAGAAGGGGGUUGUUCUUUUUAUAGUGAACCCAGAAAAAUAUUUGGAGGUCCUGGUGGUGGAAAUGGAGGUGAUGGUGGUCACGUCAUUUUGAAAGCUGACCAGCAAAUGAAAUCACUCUCUUCAGUCCUCCCCUUCUAUCAGGGUUUUCAUGGAGAGAGAGGAGGAAACAAAAAUUGUUACGGAGCUAAUGGUGCAUAUAUGUAUAUUAAAGUCCCUCUAGGUACAGUGGUUAAGGAGGAUGGGAAAGUUGUGGCAGACCUUGCUCAACAUGGUGAAGAGUAUGUUGCAGCUUAUGGAGGAGCCGGAGGAAAAGGUAAUCGCUUUUUUCUUUCCAAUGAAAACCGAGCUCCAACAUUAUCUACUCCAGGAGAGCCAGGUCAGGAAAGGGUCCUCCAUUUGGAACUGAAGACAACAGCUCAUGGAGGAUUGGUGGGCUUUCCUAAUGCUGGCAAAUCGUCACUUUUGAGAGCAAUCAGCAGGGCAAAGCCGGCAGUGGCUGCCUACCCAUUCACAACCCUAAAUCCCCACGUUGGCAUUGUCCACUAUCAAGACUAUGAGCAAGUAGCAGUUGCUGACAUUCCUGGCCUAAUAAAAGGUGCUCAUCAAAAUAGGGGCCUCGGGAUGGCCUUCCUAAGGCAUAUUGAACGCUGCCACUUUCUCUUGUAUGUGGUGGAUCUCUCUGUGUCUCAGCCGUGGAUUCAGCUGCAAGACUUAAAGUACGAACUGGAACAAUAUAAAAAAGGAUUGUCUGAGAGGCCUUGUGUUGUCAUCGGGAACAAGAUUGACCUUGCUCAGUCCAGGAUCAAUCUGCCACUCCUUAAAGAACAGAUAGAUACCCGGGUCAUUGCACUGUCUGCAUUGACAGGAGACAACCUAGAGGAACUGUUGCUGCAUUUGAGAGAACUGUAUGAUGCUUAUGUGAAGACAGAACAAUCACGAGGGCAAAGCCCAGUCAAGUGCUUCAAAGUACUUCACCUAAAUGCGUGUGGAGAAGCACGGCAAUACAUGACUCACUGAAGGGAUGCCCAGUUCAGAUGCCGCUUCGCAUCUCCUCCACAAAAUCCUCCACUAUCCAUUCUGCCCUCGUCAUGUUGUUGCAGUCCAUUUUAGCAUCCAGGAGCUUUUGGUGAGCCAACUCAGUUUAUCUUCAGGGGUUUUCUGAAGGCAUUCAGGAUUUUUUUUCCACAGUAAAUAAAACUUGAUUUGUAGAUGAGUAACAAAAAUUGCCACGUGAAACAGUUUAUUAACCAGUGCUGCUAAUUCAUUUAUAUUAUCACUAAUUAAAUGUUCUAAAGAUAGGGAUUUAUUUAAUGCUUAUUAAAGGUAUUGAAGUGGCUUAUGAAACUGAUCAACAGAAAACAGUUCUAGAAUUGUAUAUUAAGACUAAAUUAAGUUCGUGCUACAGAAGUUAAUUUGCUAAUGUAUUUAGUCUGGAACAAAACCAGUAAUACGUUUAACUAACCAGGUCGCUUGAUGAAUUAAGUGCACAGUUGGAAAUUUGCUUUUAGUGAUUAUUCAAGCUAAAAAAUAGAUAUAUACCCACUUUCAUGUUAGUAAAGCCUGAGUGCUUAUAUAUUAAUGGAGAAAAUAAUUGCAGAGAGUCACAAAUAUAAUUGAAUAUAGAAGGAACUUGUUCAGAUUUUCUCAAAAUAUUUUAUGCCUGUUCUUUGGUCAUUAAUGUAUCUGCUUUUUUAAGGCAGUUUAGUAGAUCCUGUCAGCACACAAAUACUUCUGCAAAGAUUGUUGUACAAGUGGCAUUUAGGCUAACUAAAGUUCAUGUUUUGGAUUUGGAGGAGGCAAUUCUUCUGUUGUAGUAUGUGCUGAUUUGAACACUUGUCAUGCCACAGCUGUCAGUGAUAAAUAUUGAUUAGAAAUUUUUCCUAUUUACAAACUGUGAUUGAAAAGUACUCUACUAAAGUGGUGCAUAGUGAUGGUACUCUGUGAAUUAAUUGCUGAGAUGAAAACAUGGUUAUUAAGAUGAGUUGAUCAUAAUGACCUUAAAUAGUUGAUUUCCCAGUUUUUAGCCUCCUCUUCAGUACUUUAGCUGGGGCAACCUCUCAAGAGACGAAUGAAGGGUGAUUAUAUUUCUAGUUUUUUCAAAGCAAAUUAUUUUAAAACCCAUGUUCUCAGAAACUAUUUUUGAGAUAGUCUCUUGGUAGCAGGAGUCAGGAGCAUGGGGGACUUCUGAGGGGGAAUUUCUAAGGGAUUUCAGCUCUUUUUCUGAAAUAGAUGAACUGUUCUGCAUAAUUCAGUCUGCAUGGCUUCUUCUGAGUGAGAACUUCAGGAAGGAUAUGUUGGGCAUUUUGGUCCUCUGCUGAGGUUUUAAUUUACCUUGUUGCUGUAGACUUGCAGUGACAGUCAUCCAUGUGUGCUUGGGUUCAGCCUUUCCCUUACUCUAGAGUUAGCUGUAUGUCAGCAUUCUUCUGUCUGUGUAGUUCUGUAAAGUACUUUGCAACCUUUGUUUCGAUUAGAAGUAGUAUCAGCAGCAACAAAGGAUUUUCUUACUUGUUACUUCCAUGAAAACUCUGGAAUAACAGCUUAAUUCCUAGUUCUUGGAUCUCUUAACAUAGGCUUCAUGCAAGUAUAAAUAUUACUUUAUCGCUGUAUAUUUAAAUAGAAGCUGUAUCAGAGAUACUAAACAGUGCUUUAGCUGUAGUGCUCUAUUAAAUUUGUGCUUCUUAGAGUGUAAAUUAUUUUCAUAAUGGAGGGUAAUUGCUCUGCUUUGUCAAUCCAUCGUCAGUUCAUGAACACUGCAGCGUGUACGUGCAACCUCAUGUUCAAGGAAUUAUAUAUGCAACUCCCAUUAUUGUUUGUUGUUCAAUAAACA
Messenger RNA from Athene cunicularia (burrowing owl), 3052 nucleotides. RefSeq names its product mitochondrial ribosome associated GTPase 2 (gene MTG2). NCBI's taxonomy places the organism in Eukaryota, Metazoa, Chordata, Aves, Strigiformes, Strigidae. Gene Ontology annotation, cellular component: mitochondrion. The transcript has 7 exons. Gene Ontology annotation, molecular function: GTP binding; GTPase activity; magnesium ion binding. The annotation marks the transcript as partial. The record is from RefSeq and is a predicted model, not a curated record.